Messenger RNA from Symbiodinium necroappetens, 1083 nucleotides. NCBI's taxonomy places the organism in Eukaryota, Dinophyceae, Suessiales, Symbiodiniaceae. The record is from the annotation of a GenBank genome assembly.
GAUGGGGUCGCGAUAGCAAAGCAGCUCGAAGAGAAGGAGCAGCGAGUUCAGGAGCUCCUGCAACGUCUGUCCAUGACAGAGACGGCGCUGCGCGAGCCGAGCGAGCUGAUGCUGUCGGGAGAUACCGUGGUCGCCGACCUGCACGAGCGCUUGAAUUCGGAGGAGAAGCGUCGAAGAGAAACUGAGGGCCUGGUUGCUGAUCGCGAGGGCGAGUUGAAGCACCUGCGCCAGAGAUUGAGUGGUGAGGAGAAGGAACGUCAGGAUCGGGAUCAGCAGCUGCAGCAGUUCGAGACCAGCUUGCGGGACGUGAAGCGCGAGAAAAGCGAAGUGCUCACACGACUCUCAGCGAAGGAAUCACAAAUUGUUGAGCUCCAGCGGCAGCUGGCGGAAGAGCUUGCGCAGAGACAGGAAGCACAAAAACAGCUCGUGGAAAAGGAAAGGGCCGUGAAGGACAUGCGGGAGCUGCCACUGGAAAGGCUAUCGGCCCAGCAGGCUGUUCAGGAACAAGUGAUCGAGAAGGAGAGAGAGGUCUGCAGCCUGCAACAGCAGCUUGCCGACGAGCUCUCGAAGCGCCAAGCUGUUCAGUACCAGAUCAUUGAGAAGGAUCGCGUGAUCUGCGAGCUGCAAUCACAGAUUUCUGAGCAGAGUUCCACCACUGCCCCACAAGAAGGAUACAACGCGGAUGGCACGAUUCUUCAGCCCAUCGAGGAAGACGGGACUUUGAGUACUGAGGGCUACGGCUCGAUCUCCGUUGCUGCAUCAGUGGCCGCGAGCACGGCCCAGGCGACACCAAAGAAGCUUCCUCCGUGGUUGAACUCGCACAGCGUCCGUCAGUCGGUGCCAAUUUCCACGCCCGCCUCGGCUACCCGGAACGCGGCGGAGGUCUGGCUACCUCAAGGAAUGGUGUCGCCUUCAACCAGCUUUCAGCCUGGGCGUGUUGGUGUCGUCUCUGGGCCCAGCUACCAGAGCCCCGGGGUCAACUACCGUGCGCGUGUCUAUGGUGUGUCUCCAAGACACCAGAACAGCCAUUUGCCAAACCAUUUGGCACGUCGUCUUGCCCAAGGGGCAUCGACCUUCACAUAA